AUGUUUACUUUUCUCAAAAUAACUGUUUGGCUUUGUUCCUUGGUGCUGGCCUUUGCUGCAAAGAUCAAUGAUAUCUCAUUUUCCAAUUUAGAAAUUACUCCACUAACUGCGAAUAAGCAACCCGAUCAAGGUUGGACCGCCAGUUUUGAUUUUACUAUCGCGGAUGCGUCUUCUAUUAGAGAGGGCGAUGAUUUCACAUUAUCAAUGCCCCAUGUUUAUAGGAUUAAGCUGUCAGAUUCAUCGCAAAAAACAACUAUUUCUUUGAGGGACGGUACUGAGGCCUUCAAAUGCUAUGUUUCGCAACAAGCUGCGUAUUUGUAUGAGAAUACUACUUUCACGUGUACUGCUCAAACUAAUUUGUCCUCUUAUAAUACAAUUGACGGUUCCAUGACAUUUUCACUUAAUUUUAGCAAUGGUAAUUCAAAGUAUGAAUAUGAGUUAGAAAACGCUAAGUUUUUCAAAUCUGGGCCAAUGCUUGUUCAACUUGGUGAUCAAAUGUCUGAUGUGGUGAAUUUCGAUUCCGCUGCAUUUACAGAAAAUGUUUUGCAUUCUGGGCGUACAACUGGUUACGGCUCUUUUGAAAGUUAUCACUUGGGUAUGCGUUGUCCAAACGGAUAUUUCCUGGGUGGUACUGAAAAGAUUGAUUACGACAAUUUCAAUCACAAUAUCAAUUUGGAUUGUUCUUCGGUCCAGGUUUAUUCAUCUAAUGAUUUUAACGAUUGGUGGUUUCCGCAAAGCUACAAUGAUACCAAUGCCGACAUUACUUGUUUUGGUAGUAAUUUGUGGAUUACACUUGACGAAAAACUAGAUGAUGGUGAAAUGGUAUGGGUUAACGCAUUGCAAUCUCUACCCGCUAAUAUAAACACUAUAGAUCAUGCGUUGGAAUUUCAAUACACAUGUUUUGAUACUAUAGCAAAUACUACAUAUGCUUCGCAAUUCUCGACUACUAGGGAAUUCAUUGUUUAUCAGGGUCGGAACCUUGGUACAGCUAGCGCCAAAAGCACUUUUACUUCAUCCUCUAUUACCGGUCUGACAAGUACAUAUACUAGUGCACAUUCCACAGAAUCCACUUCCACAAUAGAAACAGGCACUCAAAGCACGUCGGAAGUAAUCAGUCAUGUGGGGACUAUCAGCACAAAACUGAUUCCAGCUACUACUACCGGUACAAGUACACACAAUAGUGCAUAUUCCAGAGAAUCCACUUCCACAAUAGAAACAGGCGGUCAAACGACAUCAGAAGUGAUCAGUCAUUUGGAAACCGUCAGCACAGAACCGCCUUUGACCGCCGUACCUAUUGUGACUUCAACAUCUGAAUGGACAAGCGGUAUGAAAACUCACACCCCGCAAUCCACUUCUUCCGCCUCCGCAAUGAUCAAUAGCACAUCAUUAACCUCUUCAUCAGCAGUAUUAGAAACAUCGGAUGUUUCAUUUGUCAAGAUGCACACUGACACUAUUACCAAUACUAGUCCUGUUUCUUCUGAAGAGCCCACUUGUGUAACCUCCACGAGAAACUUCUUGAACUCCUUUAGCAGCAGACAGUCAUCCAAUUCUUCCAAGUAUACGUCUACUCCACACGCAUCAUCUGUGCCCGCAAGCAAGUCAUUACUAAGUUCCAGUUUUGUGCCGACUACUGCGCCAAUACUUAAUACAUCUAUCAAAACGGAGAGUACAGAAUACUUUGAGUACUCGGCUUUGACAACAUCUACAGUUGCCUCUAAUUCUUUAAGUGAAACAGUACUCUCAUCUCAAGGUACGAAAAGUGAUACCUCUUCAGCGUCGUCGUUAAUGGCAUAUUAUUCUUCAACAUCAGGCAGCCAACCGUUUAGUACCCAACGGAACUCCACAUCAACCUCUAUUAUAAUUUCAAUCUACGAAGGUAAAGCUUCUAUGUUUUUCUCAAGUGAGCUCUGUUCCAUCUUUUUCCUGGUUCUGUCGUACUUGCUAUUUUAA
This is a messenger RNA of Saccharomyces paradoxus, 1950 nucleotides long. It is a transcript of the gene SAG1, whose product is annotated as Sag1p. Gene Ontology annotation, biological process: cell adhesion. The coding region runs from base 1 to 1950 and encodes 649 amino acids. Gene Ontology annotation, cellular component: fungal-type cell wall. The transcript has a single exon. The record is from RefSeq and is a predicted model, not a curated record. NCBI's taxonomy places the organism in Eukaryota, Fungi, Ascomycota, Saccharomycetes, Saccharomycetales, Saccharomycetaceae.